This is a messenger RNA of Mugil cephalus (flathead mullet), 4065 nucleotides long. RefSeq names its product protein-tyrosine kinase 2-beta-like. Lineage: Eukaryota; Metazoa; Chordata; Actinopteri; Mugiliformes; Mugilidae. Gene Ontology annotation, molecular function: protein tyrosine kinase activity; ATP binding. Bases 373 to 3231 code for a protein of 952 amino acids. Gene Ontology annotation, biological process: signal complex assembly; protein phosphorylation. Gene Ontology annotation, cellular component: focal adhesion; cytoskeleton. The record is from RefSeq and is a predicted model, not a curated record. The transcript has 30 exons.
UCCUGUCAUUUUUUCUGUAGCUGCUCUUCAACUUCCUUAUUUGCCUGUGAGUACCGUUUCCUCUUUCGUUAGCUACAUGACUCUACUUCUGCGCACAGAUCCGGAUAAGUUUUCUCUGUUAAUCUGAGGCCAGGUGUUACAAAUCGGCACUUUACAGUAAGUAAUGUGAAAGAAGUGUGUCGCUGGGAUUAGGUUUCAGUUUUUGAAACUUGUGGACAGGUUGAAUCAGUGGAGCCGUGCGGCGAGGCUUUAGCACAACUGCUUUAAUGCAGCCCCUCACGGUAAGCGUGUGAGGCACACGGAAGCGUCAGCGUGAAACAGCGUCGGUCAUGGGUGUCUUCAUGUAGUAGAAGGGUGUGUGCUGAGCGUGCGAUGUCGGGAGACACCAGCACCCUGUCCUGGAGGAGCGUGUCUUCCACCAGCCGGUCGAAUUCGUUGGAUAUGCCGUCUCCCACGGCAACCGCUCCCGGGGACGGCAUCCUCCCGGUGAAGAUUAUAAAAGUGUGUUUCCUUAGCAACAGCUCCAACUUGGGCAAGAACUUCAAAUUGAUCCGCUGCGAGGAGGAAUGGACUGUUAAGACCGUCAUCAACAUGGUGCUGUCCAGCGGCUGCGUGGGUCCAGACAUAAAACACAACCUCUGCUACGCCCUCCUCCUCAAACACCUCAAGUCCGCCGAGAUGCACUGGCUGCACCCGGACCUGACGGUGUCCGAACUCACCCAGCGCUACGAGCAGCAGCACCUCGAGGCUGAGUGGAGAUACGACCUGAGGAUAAGAUACAUCCCGCCGGAUUUCAUGGAGAAACUGAAGGACGACAGAACCACGAUGCUUUACUUCUACCUGCAGAUACGAAGCGAUUACAUGCAGCAGUACGCCGCCAAAGUCAGCGACGGGAUGGCUCUGCAGCUGGGUUGUCUGGAAAUAAGGAGAUUCUACAAAGACAUGAAUCCGAACGGGCUGGAGAAAAAGUCCAACUUCGAGUUACUGGAGAAGGACGUUGGUCUUGAUCUGUUCUUUCCCAAAGAGCUCAUCGACAGCAUGAAGCCCAAGCAGCUACGCCGGCUGAUCCAGCAGACGUUUCAGGGCUACUCGACUCUGAAGCAGGACGAGUGCAUGCUCAGGUUCUUCACCACUCUGGCUCAGUGCUACACCUACACGCAGGAGCGGUUCGCCUGCAAGCUAGUGCACAGCUGGAACCUAACAAUAGACUUGGUGAUCGGCCCUGACGGCAUCAGCCAGCAAACUGAGAACUCGAAGCCCAUCUGUCUGGCCACCUUCUCUCAGGUCCGCAGCAUCUCCUGCUCUGCAGAAAGCGACGGCCAAGCUCUGCUCACCGUGCACAUAGAAGGAGCCAAACUGCCGCUCUCAGUCAACACCUCCUCCUUGGCCGUGGCAGAAAACAUGGCCGACCUGAUCGACGGCUACUGUCGACUGCUGGUCAAAGCUGAGCGUUCGCUCAUCAUCAGGGCCAGCAAAGGUAGAGACCAGAAGCUGAAGCUUCCCGACAUCCCGAAAAGUGGUGGUUCCAAGCCUCGUGACAGAGGAAUGAGUUCAGAUAUUUAUGCCGAGAUUCCAGAAGACGGAGCAGACCCUGGUGGUUCAGAUAAGCACAUGAUCUCCCGGAAGGACGUCGUCGUGGGUCGGAUCCUGGGCGAGGGCUUCUUCGGAGAGGUUAACGAGGGCGUUUAUAAAAGCCCGACAGGUGAGAGGGUUCGUGUCGCCAUCAAAACAUGCAAGGACAGCUCAGCUGACGUGAAAGAGAAGUUUCUCAGUGAAGCCAGCUUGAUGAAAAAUCUGGAUCACCCCCACAUCGUGCGUCUGGUCGGAGUCAUCGAGGCCGAUCCCGUCUGGAUCGUCAUGGAGCUCUACGAACACGGAGAGCUGGGGAACUAUCUCAUUGAGCAGCAGCACAUCCUGACGACAGUGACGUUAAUCCUGUACUGUGUGCAAAUCUGCAAAGCCUUGGCUUACCUGGAAGGUCUCAAUAUGGUGCACAGAGAUAUAGCCGUUAGGAAUGUUUUGGUGGCAUCCCCCACGUGCGUCAAGCUUGGAGACUUCGGCCUGUCUCGCUACAUUGAUGAACACGAUGAGUAUUAUAAAGCCUCUGUUACUAGAUUACCGAUCAAAUGGAUGGCGCCGGAAUCCAUCAACUUCAGACGCUUCACCACGUCCAGUGAUGUCUGGAUGUUUGGUGUGUGUGUGUGGGAGGUCUUCUCAAUGGCCCAGCAGCCGUUCUUCUGGAUGGAGAACGGGCAGGUGAUCAACCAGCUGGAGUCCGGAGUCCGUCUCCACAAACCAGAGCUCUGCCCGCCAACCAUCUACUCCCUCCUCACCCGCUGCUGGGCCUACGAGCCGCAAGCCCGCCCCACCUUCGUCCAGCUGGUGUGCUCCCUCAGCGAGAUCCACAGGAUGGAGCAGGAUCAGGAGCAGGAUAUGAGGCGGGACAGGUCACGCUCCAUCCCGUCGCUAAUUGAUCCAAUCCAGGCGGAGCCUCCACCCAAACCAUCCAGAUUAGGCAACACUCUACCUCGGGCUACACAUAUAAAGCCGCGAGACCCGGACAACCGGCCGCCAUGGGAGAAAGAGAGGAUGGAGGAAACUUUGCAAAGGCAAAGGAGAGAGAUGUUGAUGGAUAAGCAGUGGCUGGAGAAAGAGGAGAGACAACUGGACCCCGUUGUGCGACAGGAUUCACAACCCAAGUUGAAGCUUCCAGAAAAGAAACAUGAAAAUGAUCCUCCAGAGAAACCGCCAAUGCCUCCCUCAGUCACAAAGCCUCGACCCACUGCGGAGCUGGACCGAUCAGGUGAUGACGUUUACACGGGCGUCAUGGCGAUGGUGAAGCAGGUGGUCCAGCUGAAGAACGAUAUCAACACACUCCCGGCCUCAGAGUAUCCCAACGCUGUCAAGGCAGUGGGCAUCAAUCUACGUAGCCUGAUCCAAAGCGUCGAUGAGAUCCUGCCCUCCCUGCACAGCUCCGUCUCCACAGAGAUCGAGGGCACUAAGAAACUGCUGAACAAGGAUUUGGGGGAGCUGAUCAACAAGAUGAGGCUGGCCCAGCAGAACUCCAUAACCUCGCUGAAGGAGGAGUGCCAGCGGCAGAUGCUGGCAGCCGCUCACACGCUGGCGCUCGACUCCAAGAACCUGUUGGACGCCGUGGAUCAGGCUCGGGUCAGAGCCAACCUGGCCAAGCCCAAACCGGACUCGCAAGAGGUGGAAGAUUCAGUCGAGUGAUUGCUGUCGAUCAAAUGUGUUGAGUUAUGAGGGCGCGAGUUUGCCCUGGAAGGACAUUGCUGUAGGAUUCAAAUGAAAGAAAUCAUAAUAUAUUUGUAGAUGUGAUUGAGCCAUGAUAAAGGGAACUUAGGGAAACUGUGUUUCUUCUGUUUUCUUUUUGUUUGUUUUUUUACUAUUAAAGACUGAUAGAUGCACCCCCUGUGUUGUUUUUCACCGGCCUGAAGCGAAACAGAAAGAAAUACAUUCUAUUUACGGUGUAAAAGCUCUGAUGAAACUUCUCAGAAGUUGGCACGACAGCACGUGCAUUUGACCCUCAGGUUGCCGCUUUUCGCCAAUCUUGCACUGUUGGCGAUGACCCUGUAACAUAACACAAAAACACUGACGUCCAAGCAAGAUGUGAAAGGAAGAGCGUUGGCAGCAAACGCUCAUUUAAUUCUGUUUUUUGGGAAUAUCUGUCAUCUGUCAAUGUAUCUGUCUAGCAUUUAUGCGGACAUCUUUGGUAUUUGUUUGUGUUUCUUCUUAAAGAGUCCUGCCAAGGAUAACAUUUUUAAGUGAACAUAUACCUCACAGUUCUUCAAGAACAUAUGGGAGUUCUGUCAAAAUAAAUACCCAAUUACCUCGGGUGAGUUAUGCAAUGAAGUUAUGCAAAGAAAACAUCACUUUGAUAACAAUCGAAGUAAAGUAGACAGUUUUUCCUGUGUCUUGUGAGAGUUCCUUGUAUUUACCUGAUCUGCCCUUGCUUUCAUUUCUUUGUUUCGUUAAAUGCAUUAAAGUUACACUUUAUUUCAUACAUGUAAAAAUAAAAAAUAGCAAAAUAAAGAAACAUCGAUAUAA